GAGAGGAGGGGAGAGGAGGGAGGAGAGAUGGCCACCAUGGGGCCCUGGAGUCGGGUCAGGAUGGUCAAAUGCCAGAUGCUGGUCACCAGCUUCUUUGUCUUGCUGCUGGGCCUCUCUAUGGCCACCUUGGCAGCCCUCACCUACUACGGGGCCCACUUUGCUGUCAUCGGCCACGCAUCCUCAGACAAGACCCCGUACGAGGCCAUGCACCGCUGGACUUCCAGAGGCCCCCCCACCCCAGGUGUCCCCUCGAGUUGGACACUGAUGCAGGCCAACCUUCCUCCUCUCUGUCCCCACUCAGCCUUCUACGCCGGCAUCAGCCUGGCCGGGCUCCUGACAGUGGGCGCCGUGCUGGGUGCUGCAGCCACCAUGAGGGAGGCGGGAGGCCUCAUGGCUGGGGGCUUCCUGUGCUUUGCCCUGGUGUUUGGUGCCCUGGUGGAGGUGGCCUUCUGGAGAUUCCACAACCCCACCCAGGUGGAGGAUGCUGUUUUGGACACUUACGACCUGGUGUAUGACCAGGCGGUGAAGAACGUGUCUGGCACCCCACAGCAGCAGCUGGUGGCCAUUCAGGACACGUUCCUGUGCUGUGGCAAGAACUCUCCUUUCAGCCUCCUGGGGGACCUGGAGGUCAGCCUGUGUCAGGGAGAGGAGGCAGCCAGACAGGACUGCCUGGUGGGGAUCAGGAGCUUCCUGAGGAUGUACGGAAACAUCGCCUCCAUCCUGACCGGCAUCGGCCUCGCCGCCAUGGUGUACGCGAUGCUGCUCAGCUCCUUUCUCUGGUUCGCCAUCCGCUCUGGCUGCAGCUUGGAUCGCAAGGGCAAGUACACGCUGAGCCGGAGAGCCCCCGACUGCCAGCCCCAGGAGCCCAGCUUCUUCCGACACUCCCCGGGGUGGCCUGUGCUCCAGCAUCCCACUGAAGUGGAUGUUCCCCACGGCCACCUGGGUGCAAGCAGCCCGUCGGGUGGCCCUCAGCUGCUCCAGGACAGCUGACACCGUUUGAACCACCUGUCCCGCCACCUGUGUGCCCAAACAUGAGUCUUCCACGGA
Messenger RNA from Canis lupus familiaris (dog), 1047 nucleotides. It is a transcript of the gene TSPAN32, whose product is annotated as tetraspanin 32. Lineage: Eukaryota; Metazoa; Chordata; Mammalia; Carnivora; Canidae. The transcript has 9 exons. Bases 28 to 990 code for a protein of 320 amino acids. The record is from RefSeq and is a predicted model, not a curated record. Gene Ontology annotation, cellular component: membrane.